Molecule: messenger RNA, 1857 nt
Organism: Pneumocystis jirovecii RU7
Lineage: Eukaryota; Fungi; Ascomycota; Pneumocystomycetes; Pneumocystales; Pneumocystaceae
Product: tethering complex ATP-binding subunit VPS33
Exons: 11
Coding region: 1-1857 (618 amino acids)
Biological process (GO): vesicle-mediated transport; intracellular protein transport
Cellular component (GO): CORVET complex; fungal-type vacuole
Source: RefSeq, a predicted model, not a curated record
AUGCUAGAGAAGAGAAUUGACAUAGAAAAGAUUAAAAAAGAUAAUAUUAAGGCAUUUCUUUCAGCUUUAGACUCUGUCUGUGGCAAAAAAACACUUAUUCUUGAUCGCUAUUUAAGCGGGCCUAUUGGGCUGCUUGCUAAAUUUUCCGUGCUUCAAGAACAUGGUGUUGACAAGGUUUUUUGGCUGUCAAAGGAAGUACCAUCUUCAAUAUUUCCUAAGCUUUAUAUCUGUCGACCAACUAUUGCAAAUAUGUAUCUUGUAUCAGCACAAGUGCGUUCUGAACGCGAUUUAAAAACAUUUAAUUCAACAUUAUAUUUGGUAUCACGAAGAACAAGCACGUGUGAUAAAAUACUUGAGGAAGAGGGUGUUAUAGGUGAUCUAGUGAUUGGUUCAUUUCCACUAUGGAUGAUUCCUUUCGAAGAAGAUCUCAUUUCUUUGGAAUUGAAAGACAGUUUCAAAGAAAUCUAUAUGGAAGGAAAUGUUGCUGCUAUAUAUCAUUCUGCACACGUUUUAAUGGAGAUACAAGCAACAUAUGGCCUAUUUCCCCAGAUCUUGGGAAAAGGCGAUAAAGCAAAGCAAUUAAAGGAUCUUUUAUUUCGUCUUCGGCAAGAAUACUCAUUAGAGCAUCCAUCAAAUGCGUGUAUUCAUAACAUCAGUGCAAUUAUAGAUAGCCUUAUUAUUAUUGAUAGAGAACUGGAUUUAAUUACUCCUUUGAUGACCCAACUGACUUACGAAGGACUCAUUGAUGAAAUAUACGGAAUAAAAAGCUCAUAUACAGAAGUAUCUUCUUCACUUAUUUCUAAUUUAAAUAUACAAAAUAAUACUCAAACUUUAGCAUCAUCCAAUUUAGUGGAUCAAGAUUUUCAAAAAAAAAAAGUUUUAUUAAAUUCUUCAGAUAAAAUAUUUAAUGCACUUCGUGAUAACAAUUUUUCUACUAUUGGUACUCGUUUAAAUAAAAUUGCCAAACAAUUAUUCGAUGAUUAUGAAGAACGCUAUCAAGCAAAAACCGUUUCUCAAAUACGUGAUUUUGUUAGUAAAUUAGGCAAUUUACAGUUAGAUCACAAAUUAUUAAAAUUCCAUAUUGCUUUAACAGAAGAUAUUAUGAAUAUAACAUCUUCUGAAACUUUUCUGAAAGUACUUGAAAUUCAACAAAAUCUUAUUUCUAAUAUCAACAAUUCACGUAAUUCCUUAGAAGAACUUCUUUCCAAAAAUAUUCCUAUAGCAACUGUCUUACGUUUAAUAUGUCUUGAAAGCGUUAUUUUUGGUGGUAUUCAAUCAAAGGAUUUAGAAAACCUUAAGAGAGAAUUAAUACAUGCUUAUGGAUAUAAAUGUAUCGUAGCAUUUCCAAUUCUUGAACGAACUGGCUUACUUUGUCCUCGUACAUCCAACUCAUAUAAAACAUAUAAUUCUAUUAAUAAGGCUUUCCGAUUAAUUGUUAGUGAUAUAAAUGAACAAAAUCCUGAUGAUAUAUCGUAUGUCUAUAGUGGAUAUGCGCCUUUAAGUAUCCGUAUAGUUCAGUGUGUAAUUCAAAAAUAUUUAUUAAAAUCUAAUUUUAAACAAAAAAAUCCGUUAUCUAGUUGGGAAGGAUUCGAGGAUUCUUUAAAAAUGUUAAAAGGACAACUUUUUAAUGAAACUCAAGAGGAAGAUAGUCAAAUAGUAGGCGUUAAGAAACUACCUAGAACUCAAGAAAAAAAAACAACCAUUGUAUUUUUUUUGGGAGGAUGCACAUUUACAGAAAUAGCAGCUCUCAGAUUUAUUGCUAAACAAGAAAAAGAUUCUAGAGAAAUUAUUAUCAUAACAACUUCAAUAAUUAAUGGAAACAUUAUAGUAGAAUCUGCAUUGCCAAUUAUGUCUUAA